AAGUAAACAAACAGAACAGAACAGAAGAGUCAGCUUUCAAUCAAUCUAGGAGCCUCGAUCUUGUCGAAAAAACCCACAAAAACCCUUCUCUUCUUUUAAAAAAAGGCUCAACAUUUCCUUCGUAACUCUCACCAAAAGCAAAAUUUUCUUCUUUAUUAGCUUUUUAGAAGAAAACCCAUUUCUUUUCUAAGCUAAUUUUUCACAUUGGCUGUCUACAUUUUCCAAAGGUCUCAAUUUUCUUCUAAGAAGUUAUUUUUAUCAAGAAUGGCGGCAACUGCGGCUUCUGGCCUUCAAAUGGCAACUGCAAGGCCCUGCAUUUCCUCUUCCCACAGAGUGGUCAAGGCAGGUGCUGCUAUUCUUGGAGCCAGUUCUAAAGGGGCAUCAUGGGCUAAGCUUGCGAGUGGUUCUCAUAUAUCGUCUAUUCAGCCUUUCCAAAGGACUUUCAUGUCAUCUUCAGUUAAAUUGAAUAAGGUUGUGACAAAGGCAACGUCUGAAUCUAGUGACAGUAAGCCAGUGUCUGGAUUGCCAAUUGAUUUGAGAGGUAAACGGGCAUUUAUUGCUGGUGUAGCUGAUGACAAUGGGUAUGGUUGGGCCAUAGCAAAAUCUCUUGCUGCUUCAGGUGCUGAAAUUCUUGUCGGAACAUGGGUGCCUGCUUUGAACAUUUUUGAAACAAGCCUGAGACGGGGGAAAUUUGAUGAAUCUCGCGUGUUGCCAGAUGGUUCUUGGAUGGAUAUCACCAAAGUAUACCCCCUUGAUGCAGUGUUUGACAACCCUGAGGAUGUACCUGAAGAUGUGAAAGCAAAUAAACGUUAUGCUGGAUCCAGUAAAUGGACUGUUCAGGAAGUUGCUGAAUCUGUCAAACAGGAUUUUGGCAGCAUUGACAUCCUUGUGCACUCGCUUGCCAAUGGACCGGAGGUCAGCAAACCCCUUUUGGAAACAUCAAGAAAAGGAUAUCUUGCAGCCAUAUCUGCAUCCAGUUACUCGUAUGUUUCUUUACUCAAGCAUUUCCUUCCAAUUAUGAAUCUGGGUGGUUCAUCUAUUUCUCUCACAUACAUUGCUUCAGAGAGGAUCAUACCAGGAUAUGGUGGAGGCAUGAGUUCUGCCAAAGCUGCACUUGAAAGUGACACACGUGUGCUUGCAUUUGAAGCAGGAAGGAAAAACAGAAUCAGGGUCAACACAAUAUCUGCUGGUCCACUAAGAAGCCGUGCUGCAAAAGCAAUUGGAUUUAUUGAUACUAUGAUUGAAUAUUCAUUAGCCAAUGCACCCUUGCAAAAAGAGCUAUCUGCAGAUGAGGUGGGCAAUGCUGCUGCCUUCUUAGCAUCACCUUUGGCUUCUGCAGUCACUGGUACUGUUAUGUAUGUUGACAAUGGCCUCAACACAAUGGGUGUCGGAGUUGACAGUCCGAUAUUCAAAGACCUUGACAUUCCAAAAGACAAUCACCAGGGUUAAACUACAGGCAGGUUGAUCCAUCAAGUGAGACUUUGAUUACAUAGUGCUGCCUUCUUAUUCUCAUCCACCCCUUCAUUGGCAUCGCCAGCGGCCCCAAUUUUUACAUGAGAAUUUGUUUUUAGAGGGACAAUGAUAGUUGCAGACAAUGUUUGCAAUGUUCAACUUUUUCUUCCUGUAGUGAUUGCUGCUUGCACAGAUUGUAACAACUUUAAGGUUGUACGUGUAUGGGCUAAUUAGAUCCCUUCUCUUGUUUGCAA
Molecule: messenger RNA, 1706 nt
Organism: Populus trichocarpa (black cottonwood)
Lineage: Eukaryota; Viridiplantae; Streptophyta; Magnoliopsida; Malpighiales; Salicaceae
Product: enoyl-[acyl-carrier-protein] reductase [NADH], chloroplastic-like
Exons: 13
Coding region: 265-1449 (394 amino acids)
Biological process (GO): fatty acid biosynthetic process
Molecular function (GO): enoyl-[acyl-carrier-protein] reductase (NADH) activity
Source: RefSeq, a predicted model, not a curated record